AUGAUCGCUGCCACCGAAGUUCUCAAAGCUUGGGAGGCGUGUGAUAAGACAGACUCAGCAUUCAUCCUCAUCUGCAGUGUCUUUUGCUGGCCAAUUAUCCCCGCUGUCGGUCUUGGAUACUCUGGAUACUCUACACGACGCAGUGGACUAGCGUCUUUUAUGCCAGCUCUGCUAGCUGUCGCUGUCUGUACGAUACAAUGGUGGCUNUUUGGCUACUCACUGGCUUAUGGAGAGGGCAAUGGCUUUAUUGGCGACUUCAAGCAUUUAAUGCACCUUGAUGUGUUGGCUGAGCCUGUGGGAACCAUUCCUGCCAUCUUGUUCAGCGAGUUCCAACUCAUCUUCUGCGCCACAGUUUGUGCUAUCGCUAUUGGUGGUGCAUGCGAACGAGGCAGACUCCUGCCUCUCAUCCCCUUCAUCUUCCUUUGGGCCACCUUCGUCUACUGCCCAUUGGCACAUAUGGUCUGGGGCGGUGGCUUCCUUGGAGAACUCGGCGUUCUCGACUACGCAGGCGGCUCUCCCGUGCACAUCUGUUCAGGAGCUACGGCAACGGCCCUCAGCAUCUACCUCUCGCACCCGCUCUUCCGCUCGCGCAAAUCGGCAGAAAGAACACCAGCGCACCUUGUCCUGCAUAAACCACACAACACAUUGAGUCAACUGCUAGCUCUGGUCACCAUCUGGGGAUCCUGGCUUGCUUUUGAUGCAGGCACUACGCUUGCUUUCAACUUCAAGUCUGUGAUGGCCAUGUGUGUGACCAACUUAUGUGCUGCGUCUGGAGCAGUGACCUGGGCUUGCAUGACUUACUACGAGACUGGCAAGUGGUCCCUCGACUCGACAUUCUUGGGCGCCAUCAGUGGUUUGGUCAUGAUAACUCCAUCAGCUGGGUUCAUCGACAUGGCCACAGCAUUCUUCUUUGGCAUUGUUGGUGCUGUUGUGUCGAGACAGGCUUUGCGUAUCAAGUUUACUGAUCUGGCGAGACGAUGGAAGUGGGUCGACAAUGGCGAUACCUUUGCUACACAUUGCAUCGGAGGCUUUGUGGGCACCAUUGCGACAGGACUUUUUGCUCAGAAGGAAGUCGCUGCUCUUGAUGGCGCGACCGAGAUUGUUGGUGGUGUCUUCUUUGACGGUAACGCAAGACAGCUGGGCAUCCAGAUUGUGGAAGCACUGAUUGGAUUUACAUGGGCAUUCAGUGUCUCUUACAUUCUCAUCGCCUUGAUUGAUUGUGUUCCAGGCUGGGAAGUUCUGGCAACCGACAAGUAA
Molecule: messenger RNA, 1257 nt
Organism: Aureobasidium musti
Lineage: Eukaryota; Fungi; Ascomycota; Dothideomycetes; Dothideales; Saccotheciaceae
Source: the annotation of a GenBank genome assembly